Ceratosolen solmsi marchali is the source of this 1893-nucleotide messenger RNA. Its product is annotated as SET and MYND domain-containing protein 4-like. Gene Ontology annotation, cellular component: nucleus; cytoplasm. The record is from RefSeq and is a predicted model, not a curated record. The coding region runs from base 1 to 1884 and encodes 627 amino acids. NCBI's taxonomy places the organism in Eukaryota, Metazoa, Arthropoda, Insecta, Hymenoptera, Agaonidae. Gene Ontology annotation, molecular function: histone deacetylase binding. The transcript is spliced from 7 exons.
AUGGAAGGCGAAGAGUCACGUCUCAUUGAUGCCAUUAAGGAUCUCGACUUGCUCCUCUCGUUUUCUCUGUGGAAGAAGCCAACGUCAAAGAGUGUUAUAGAAUCAAGAAAGGCACGCCAAAUGGGCAACGAGCUCUAUACAAAGAAUAAUCACGACUUGACAACGCAUAAGGAAAUCCUACGGUUUUACACGAAGAGCAUCGUCUACGCACCGCCUGGCUGUCAGGAGCUUGGAUUGGCAUUCGGCAACAGGUCCGCCCUUCUCGUGCAUUUGGGGAAGUACCGCGAGGCAAUCAGCGACAUCGACCUGGCCCUCAGUUUUCCUCUACCGGAGAUCUAUGUGGUUAAAUAUUUAUGCAGAAAAGUUGAGUGCCAAGCAGAAUUGGGAAUGGUAGAAGCUAAAGAUACGUGCGAAGAAACAAAAAAAGUGCUACAAGAUUUAUGCGUCAGUGUUAAACUAAAGAAAGAUGUCAUAAUAAAAUUAGUGAAGGCCAUUGUUAAAUUGGAGAAGCGGAAUUUCAAAAUAUUAGAAUCCGAUCAAAAACAGAAAUAUGCUAAUACAGGUUGUGAAAAGUCGAGCGAAUGUGAAAGUGCCUCUAAAGCCGUCGUAAUAAGCCGCAAUAGCCGUUACUUACGCUUCGGACGGCAUUUAUUAGCGGAUCGCGACAUUGCACCAGGUGAAGUUCUCUACGUCGAUGAGCCCUACGUAUCAUUUCCUAUGCAGACGUACUUAUACACAAAUUGCUCACACUGCCUAAGGUUCGCUUGGGCUGGUUUACCAUGCGAUACCUGUACCUAUGCAAUAUACUGCACAGACAAAUGUAAACGUACGGCUCAAGAGCUCUAUCAUAAUGUCGAAUGUAAUAUCAUUCACAGAGGUUGGAAGGUAUAUGAACGUAUGAACUCAGCCAGAUUAAUGAGCGUGAGACUACUUAUAAUGGCUAUGAAGGAGGCCGGAAGUUUGGAGAAACUAAGGGAAGAUUUCAAAGAGAUUGACAACUCUAGAGAUCAACGCAAAAAAGGAUUUUCGAAAAAUCAAACGGUAUUUAUUAACAAUUACAAAAGCGCAUAUAGUUUAUUAACUCAUAUGAAACAAAAAUCAAUCAAUGAGUUAAUAGCCGUAUCAAGAGAUUCAGCUGUACUUUUGUACUUUAUAGCUAGAUAUACAAAACUGUUUAGAAAUCAUUUCGAUUACGAUAAAAAAGCUCUCAUUGUUAGCGAAGAUGCAUUAUUCGUUGGAAAACUUCUUUCUCACUAUCAACAUCUCAUUUUAAUCAAUGCUGUUACGAUUAAAGAUGUGGAUAUUGCGACAUCGACAGAUUGGAGCUGGACAGUUCCAAAAGAAGAGAAUUGUACUGGUUUAUAUCUUACUCCAUUCUUGAGUCUUUUAAAUCAUAGUUGUCAUCCAAAUAUUGCCAAAUGUGAAACAAAGGAUAGGAAAACAAUUUUGUAUUCAAUUCGACCAAUCACUAAAGGUAGUCAGAUAUUUGAUUGCUAUGGCCCAACAUAUUUAGAAUUAUUAAAAACAAAAAGGCAAAAUCUACUGAAACGAUUUUAUUUUUUCUGCGACUGCAUUGCAUGUAAACAAAAUUGGCCAAUUUUUAUGAAUACAAUAAGAAAUGGACUUACAUUUACUACUUUGUCACGUUCUGCAUUCGAAGCAACUUCUAAAGAACAUAAAAAGUGCGAUAAAAUACUUCAGUCUUUAAAAGAUAAAGAUGCUAAUAUUGAUAUAGAUACCAUUCAAGAUUUAGCUUAUGCAAUUAUUUUAACUAUAAAGUACUGUAAAUCACCAAAUUGGAGAUUACCGAGUCUUAUAGCCACUUUAAUUGCUGUUUUUAAUGAAUUAUAUGGAUAUGUAAUUAAUAUCCCUGCAACGUGUUAAGUAAGGAAA